AUGGACGUUGCUGUUUCCUCCCCACUACUUGAAUCACUCUACAGCGAGUGUGUGCCUCUUAUCGACAUCAUGCAACGGCAUUUGCGUCGCUCCAACGGGGACCAUAGAAAUGGAGGCGAUGUUAUGAAUCGAUAUGAUGGUGAUGAAGAAAUUGCCUUUCUUUCUUCCGUUCAGGCGCCGUCCGAGUUGUGUUUGGCCCUCGCGUGUGUUUCAUGGCGUCGUGAGGCUGCAAGACGCAGCGAACGGGGUCCACUACUCGUCUUUGUCCCCUUCCAUGAGCCAAAGGACGAGGUGUUCGUGGAGGUUCCUGUGGCAGCCUUUGGCGACUCGAGGCGGCAGAGAGGCCUGCAGCUGCUGUCGCUGAACGAAUACUCAUCCCUAUUUGCAAACAUAAAGGAUGGACUUCCGCCGCGGAAGGGGUUUUUUGUCACAUUCCGCACACGUGAAGCGCAACAGCGCUUUCGAGAAGCAAUGAAUCAUCUCAUCCGUGCAUAUUCCCGCGGCGGUCCGCUAGAAGAUAGAAACAGGCUGCUGAGGGCGAUGGGGAGUUCCCCAAACGUCAGGGCGAACCACAAGGAGGGGAAAUUUUCAGAAAGAGGGGGGGAAAAUGUGCCAGAGGCAAUACAACCCUCGCAUGAUGCAGUUUUUAUGCCGAGGAGUUCAAGAGAGGCGAUUAGGGCGGCAUCAAUCAUUGACAGUCUUUUAGCGGAGCGUGAUCGACGCCGAGAGGAGUAUAUUUCAAGUAUUCACAGCUCCCCGCCGAGGAAUGGGCAAAAUCAUAAGGAUAUCCGGUUUAGUAAUAACCCGUCUGGCCAGCAGCAGAAAUUAAAUCGGGGUGUAUGGAGUAUGACUGCCGGAACUCCAGAGCGGCAAGUGGCAGAAGCCGGCCCACGUGUAGGAGAGCAUAACGGUACGAUGAUCACCCAAUCAGAGCCGUGGCAACAACGGAACGCGUAUUCGUUUUCCCAUAGCCUUCCUUCACGUGUGGAGCAGGAAGUACUUUUAAAUGAGUUGCGCAGUGCUUUAGAGACCUAUGAUAACAUGAAUAGUGCGCAGGGAUCCGGUGAAAUGAGUCUAAUGGAUGCAUCUCGUCGGUUUCUUCGCCAACAUCAGGAUUAUCUCCGGCAAAUUCAACAGGGCGACUGUGCGCCUGAUCAAUCGUCCUCAGCAGCCCGUCAAGAUUAUACAGAAAAUUCCCUACAUUUGGUGGCCGCAACGACACAGCGCCCAAUCACCAUGGAUGGAUCAUCUGACGAAGCGCCGCAGCCUCCCCGAGUUGUUAUUCCCCAGCAACAGCAGCAAUCUAUGCAGCAAACAACUCCAGUAACUCCAAAUCUUGUAAAAGAAGCAGCUGAGACGUCGGUGCAAAAGUUACCGGUUCCAUCGCAGCUGGAGAAGCCUACUCUGGAGCCCACUGAAGCACAGUCGGAACCACAGUGCCGUUUGCGGGAUGAACUACAAAGAGCACUUGAAAUAGAGUCUCGUAUCUUGUCUUCCGUGCACAAUAUGGCACCGAAGCCGUUGGCCGACAAGCGUAUUUUCGGCAGAGCUCCCAAGGCGUCGUUGCUUUCGUCCUCCUCACUGGGAAUAGAUGAGGAGGUGAAGAAAGAAGACGGCGGUGGCGGUAGUGAUGACAAAAAAUCUGGUAAUACCAAUUUGGCAUUUGAGACCUUCAAUGUGCAGCCAUCAUUGGCGCAGGUGGAGGUGCAAGGUGACGAUGCAAGCAGGAAACAGGAAGAGGGCGCAGCGAAGGAAGUCGAGGUAAAGGCACCUACAUGUGGAGCUGGGUGGAAAUCUGUGCGUGACCCCGCAAGUGGUAAGAGCUACUAUGUCCAUAUCGCGACAAAAAAGACCACAUGGAAGAUUGAGGAUACAUUCAAGGAUGUGUCACAGGAAGCGAGCGUGAAGGAAAUCCCAGCGUGCGGUGCCGAGUGGCGUGCGGUGACGGAUCCCAACAGCGGUCGCACAUACUAUGUCCACAGGAAAACCAAAGCCACGACGUGGAAGCUGGAGGACACGCUCAAAGAGAAUGGUGGGUCGUUUAGCGCGGAUUUGACGGACCUGCAGCAGAAAAAGGAGAAAAACGCGACGGAGUGGGCCGAACGGAAGGACCCCUCCACGGGUAAAGUCUACUAUUACAACAAGAAGACGAAGAAAACAACGUGGAAACGUUCUGAGACGGAUUUGGACCCCUUGUGA
Molecule: messenger RNA, 2199 nt
Organism: Trypanosoma cruzi
Lineage: Eukaryota; Euglenozoa; Kinetoplastea; Trypanosomatida; Trypanosomatidae
Exons: 1
Coding region: 1-2199 (732 amino acids)
Molecular function (GO): protein binding
Source: RefSeq, a predicted model, not a curated record